AUGGCGGCAGCGGCGAGGCCAUCCAAUGGUUGGUGCCUCUACUCUCCGCCCUUCAACGCUGUACUCCCCUCUCCUCAUCUCGGCGGUAUCCAUCCGUAUGGUUUUCCGAUUCCCGCGCGUAACUUUGACUCGGUGCUGGUCGUGGUAGCCACUCUUCUCGCGCGCCUCCGGGACGGCACGGCCAAGUUCGAGCUCCUCGACGACUCUGCGCUUGCGCACGCGCCCCCGGUCUGGCCCCGACUCCACUGCUUCGCCAGGGUUGCCCCCUCGCUGAGGGGUGGGUGGUCGGCGGCGCUGAACAAGGUGGAGCAUUACGGGGUUCAGAGGGUCACCGGCGACGGCCGUUGCAUGUUUCGAGCGUUGGCUAAAGGAAUCGCAAAAAACAAGGGGAUUCCUUUGGCCCCAAGGGAGGAGGUACAAGAUGCAGCUACUGCCAAAAGGAUAAGGCGGCCUGAUUUCUGGGGUGGAGAGUCAGAACUCCUGAUUAGUUCCAUGUUGAAUCUGAUUGACAUGAUAGACAAGUUCAUGCGUCGUUCUUAUUCUACUUUUGUUGAACUUCUAGAGGUUCUAGCCAAAAUAGAUGGAGCAGAAUGCUAG
Messenger RNA from Miscanthus lutarioriparius, 597 nucleotides. The record is from the annotation of a GenBank genome assembly. NCBI's taxonomy places the organism in Eukaryota, Viridiplantae, Streptophyta, Magnoliopsida, Poales, Poaceae.